Lymnaea stagnalis (great pond snail) is the source of this 3675-nucleotide messenger RNA. Lineage: Eukaryota; Metazoa; Mollusca; Gastropoda; Lymnaeidae. The record is from the annotation of a GenBank genome assembly.
CCAACCAUAAUGACCACCAGCCAGGCCAAACCUGACAUUCAACAGCCAACGGAAGAUCAAGGAAAUGGUUGCCCAGUAGAAGAGCAUCCGAUACAGACCACCACUGCAACCACAAGUCAAACAUUACCUGAAGAAAAACCUAUUCAGUCCCCUCUCUUGACUAUUUCUCCAGCAAGUUCUGAACCAGUUGAAGACGAUGAGAAUUAUGAUGAUAAAACAAGAGUAUUAUCUCCAGUGAUAUCAUUGACGGGAUAUGAGCCAGAUGUCUUUACAACAGAAGAGACUCCUACUUCUGAUUUGGGUCAGGAAGAACAAUUUCAGGGCCAAGCUGAACAAGAAGAAAUGGUGAGUCCUUAUUCCAUGAAGCAGGAUGAUAAGGAGCAUUAUGAAGAAACUACAUAUGAGUUUGGUCAAGAGACAAUAUAUCAUGGGAAAAGAGCUUUAGAGGUUGAUUUUGCUGGAAUGACAUUUAGUGGGGCCUAUGAAGAGAGAGAAGAAACUUUCCCAGAAGGCUAUGCCAUUGGUGGAGCAGAGCCACAGGAUGAGCCAGUACUACAAGAGGGGGAAGAGGAACUUGAGCUGGAGGAGGAAGAGGAAGAAGAAUUUGAAGAGCGUCCAGAGGAGGAGCUCAUCAGACUUGAGGAGCCACCAGCAGAAACAGAUGAUGAUGUUGAGGAAAGUCGAGAAGUUAAUGAAUCUACAGAAGAGCAAGCCACUGAGACUGCCAGGCUGACGUCUAGCGAUCUACUUUGUGUUAGCUCUCAUUCUGACCAUGACAGACCUCUGUCGCCUACACCUGAUGCAUUGAGACAGGGUUUCUUUGGGGGCAACUUCACACCUCCUCAAGGUGGAAGUUUUACUCCGCCCCAGUCUGGUAUGUUUACUCCACCAAUAUCAGGAUCCCACACCCCACCUCAGGCUGGUCAAGAGUCCAUGGCUGAAGAAUCGGUUGUGCUGGAGAAAGCAGCAACAACAUUUGUGGAUUCAAUAUUGGAAGAUGUUAAAGUUAAAGUAUCAUCACAAGAAACUACACCCGAAGACCUCGAAGGGGGAGAAACUCAAGGAGCAAUAGAAAUGGAACAAGUAGAAGCCAUUGGGAAGUCUGUCAAAAUAGAACAAACGACUGAGGAAUUGGAAGAUAUGUCUACUGAAGACAAUUAUGGGCAACCAGAGAUGUUUUCAGAAUCUGCUAAAAAACGAGGUGUAACUCUGGUCAAACAAAUAUCAGAAGAUAUUCCUGGUAUCAUAUUAACUCAGCACUUACACCAGGAAAUGAAUGAAGAUGAAUACUAUGGCUAUUCCCCCCAGCCAGAGAGUAUCUCUGAGGAUGAAGAAGAGAAGUAUAUCAUAGAACAAAGAAACAUAGAACAAAGGGAAGAAGAGAGUAGAGUUUUCUUAGAACAAGAUGAGAGGGAUGAAAUUCUUGAACAGGGGGAAGAACCAGAAACACAUUUCCAUGAAAAGGAAGAAGAACAAGAAACACAUUUCCUUGAAGAGGAAGAAGAACCAGAAACACAUUUCCAUGAAAAGGAAGAAGAACCAGAAACACAUUUCCAUGAAAAGGAAGAAGAACCAGAAAAACAUUUCCAUGAAAUGGAAGAACCCGAAACAUAUUUCCAUGAACAGGAAGAAGAACCAGAAACACAUUUCCUUGAAAAGGAAGAAGAACCAGAAAAACAUUUCCAUGAAAUGGAAGAACCCGAAACAUAUUUCCAUGAACAGGAAGAAGAACCAGAAACACAUUUCCUUGAAAAGGAAGAACCCGAAACAUAUUUCCAUGAACAGGAAGAAGAACCAGAAACACAUUUCCAUGAAAAGGAAGAACCCGAAACAUAUUUCCAUGAACAGGAUAGCGAGGAAUAUGAUGGUGGUGAUGAUGAUGAGGAAAGUCCUGAAAGAGAUUUUAUUCUACCUUUUAAUGAACAAUUCUCUUCAGAUGAGCAACCAGAAACUCCCACAGGGCAAGAAUCAGAACAAAGAAUAAUUGUAGAUUAUGAUAAUGAUGCUGAUCAACAGAAAGAGGAUUAUUUUUUAGGAGAGUCUGAUCCGGGGUCGGGCUUGAUAUUCACAGAAACACUGCAACAGGGUCACCAUGAUGAUGAUCACUUUUUUGUGAAUGUGGAGCCUGAAUCCGGAUCUGGCCAGAUGGAUGAUGGUUUUGAAGGCUUUGAACCUUACAUGAGCCAAGAUGACCACGGAGACUCCUCCAGUGUCGACAGUUUUGCUACAGUGAUGGCAGCUGAAGCAGAUGACUAUGAGGAGGAUGAGCUCGAUGAGAAUAGGCUGGCUGAGAUAGCUUCCAUGACAUCUUCAUUUACCUCAGACAUUCAAAUGACGCACCCAGAGGAGAGACAGAAAGAAAUGGUGGAAGAUCUUGAUGACACUGAAGAUGAUGAUGUUUCCAUGGAACGAUCACAAGAGUGGACUGCUGUAACUGCUGAAGAGAAAGAUAGAGAAAGUGAUACAUCUGUUGAUAGUGAUCGAUUUGAGUUUGUAGACAGAGCGGCUCUCUCCAUUAUAACAGAGAUGUCUGAUGAAGACAAGUUUGAAAUGAUUGAGAGAGAAGAUCUUGAGUCAGAAGCUGGACUCUCUGACCAGUUUGGAAGCUCCCCUGAUAACAAUGUACAGCAGUCCCCUGGUGUUUCAAACUUAAGAUUUUUUAGUCGAGGGGCUGAGAGGGAUGACACAUCAAUAUCAUCUUCUCUGGCAGAAUUUGAGCAAAUGGAGAAAGCAAUACCAUUUUCAAGCUCAUUGAGCUCCAUAGACAGGGAUCUUGACAGGGAUAUCAUUGGAGGCUCUUAUGAUGAGAGAAAAUUUGUUGGUUUUUCCAAUAAGUUGAAGGGGGGAGAAGAUGCUGGCUCGAUUGCAUCAUCUCUGGCUGAAUUUGAACACCUGGAGCAGGUACUCGUGGUCUCAAGUUCAGCCAGCUCGGUUGAGAAACACACACCUGAGAGUAAAAGUUCUGGUGGAUCAGGUGACAACACAUCAAACUCAAUUUCUUCUUCACUGGCUGACUUUGAAAAAUUGGAACACGAUUGCCAGGGAGAUUCUGAUGAAAAGAAGAGUUCUGUAGAAAGCUCAAGCCGACAAAGUGAGGCUUCAUCUUACACAUCUUUAAAUGAAUUUGAAAGACUCGAAAGGGAAAUUGCUGUAGCAACAGAACUGGAAGUUGAAGCCCAGAAAAUUGUGUCUAUAUUGGAGUCUGGGGUCCUCAUGGGCUCGGGUCACUUUGGUAGCUCAGAUUUCAGUGAAGUUGGGGGCGGUGAUGAAAGGGAUGAGAGAGAUUCACUGGACGGUGGUCAUGAUGACGUCGACCUUGACUCUCUGAGUGAAGGUGCCAGGCUUGGCCAUGAAGGGGAUGCUGAUUCCCUGGACGGGGAAAGUUCUGAAAUAACUGAGAUGGCUUCCAGUGUUGUGUUCGCUGGGCCAGAUUUGAUGACAGCUCAGACAAUUCCAAUAGAUCUGGAUAAUGACUCACUUCAAGGGGAAGCACUUAUGCAGCUGUCUUCCGAUUCUCUCAUCUUGGAACAGAGGCUGAAAACAUCAGACUCUGCUAAGUUUGACACAGACUCUCUCAAAUUCGACACAGAUUCACUUUUUGAACAAGAUGACAGAAUGAUUCGUUCAGCUGACUCCCUAGAACUUGGGGGUCAGUCCAGUGAAGGACAGUCCAGU